Molecule: messenger RNA, 1283 nt
Organism: Trifolium pratense (red clover)
Lineage: Eukaryota; Viridiplantae; Streptophyta; Magnoliopsida; Fabales; Fabaceae
Product: protein NETWORKED 3A
Exons: 3
Coding region: 185-1084 (299 amino acids)
Cellular component (GO): vacuolar membrane
Molecular function (GO): actin binding
Source: RefSeq, a predicted model, not a curated record
CAAGUACGAUACAUUUUCAUCUUCCUUUUCUGUUUUUACGCUAUCACUAAUUCUUCACUAAUUGAAACAAGUUUCAGUUCCUAUAAUCUUGAAAUGUCAACAAUGCCCCUUGUUCUGUUUUUGUAUGCAACUUAAUCGAAUCGAAUCUUGGAGUUAAUUAGCAAAGGAAAGAGUGAAAAAGAAGAUGGGGAAGAAUCAACGGUCAAAUUGGUGGUGGCUUGAUAAUAGUCCCACUAAUACCAAACGAUCACCAUGGCUUCACUCCACUCUCUCUGAGCUAAAUGAGAAGACAAAUGCGAUGUUAAAGUUAAUUGAAGAAGAUGCAGAUUCCUUUGCAAAACGUGCAGAGAUGUAUUACAAGAAAAGACCCGAGCUUAUUAGCAUGGUUGAAGAUUUCUAUCGGACACAUCGCUCGUUAGCCGAGCGGUAUGAUCAAGUCAAACCAGACACCGGAAUCAGCCCCAUUGCGUCAAGGGUAUCCCCUUUUGCUUCAGCCAAAUAUCAGAUAGAGAAGUUAAUAAGUUUUGCAGAUACCGGUUACGAUACCUAUUCUGAGAAUUUCGACGUAGACGAGUCUAUGGAAUCAGAAGUUGAUGAUCCUGAGCAUGAAGAAAAACCGGUGGCCAAAUUUCAUAGCUACACAAAAGACGAACAAGUUUCAUCCGUGGCUGUCAACGUAGAAGUGAUGAAGUUGAGAGACGAAAUUAAGAGAGUAAGCAACGAGAACAAGGUUCAUAAGGAGCAAUUGAAGCAGAAAGAUACAAUUUGUGAUGAAGUAAUGAAAUUGAGGGAAGAAAUAGAAAAACUAAGGGAAGAAAAUGAGGCACAUAAGGAACAACUCAAGCUUAAGGAUGAAGAGAAGAUAGAUGUGAUUAAACAAUUGAGUUUAGCAAUAGAUUUGUUGAAGCAAGAUAAUGUGAUGAUGAGAAGCUUUAUUGCUAAAGAGUCUACUAAGAAAUGGAAGUUUCCAUUUGAGUUGAACAAACUUGGAGCAUUUUCUGUGAAAUUGUUUAAUGGGAAUCAAAGGAAUCAGCCUAGUGUUGAACUCUCUAGAUGUGGUUUACAUGGUCAUCAAAUAGCUUAGUUAUAUAUAACAUUCUUAUAAAUAUUUUUACACAAUAAUUAAGUUUAUAGUCUUUUGAUUCAUAGUUUGUGUGCUUAGAAUGUUCAUUGUAUUUUUUCUUUACAUGUUCCUUUUACUUGUGACUAAUUAUUAUAUGUAUCCCAAUUGUUACAAUUUUUUAAUUCUUUAUGCAUGUGAUUGUAUUGUAGGCCAUCUCAAA